AUGACACCCCGUCUCGGGACCCUCCGUACCACCCACCCGACCAGGACUCCACACAGGCCUCCCCACGGCGGCCUAAGAAGAGAACUCCACGGGGGACGGGCAGUGGUGGCGAAGGAGAGAGAGACCCAGGAUACAGGACAGGAGAGGCGGCCGAAGAGCCUCUGUGCUGAGCUCCCAAGGUUCUGUCACAUGCUGGCCAGACCAGCCCUGCUUAACUGCUGGGGUCAGAACCGGUCAGACGGGUGGGGGAGGUGUGACCAUGGACGCCAGCAGCUUCAGCCAGACUCCCUGACAGUCUACACUGCAAACCUGCCAGGCUAG
Molecule: messenger RNA, 321 nt
Organism: Rangifer tarandus platyrhynchus (Svalbard reindeer)
Lineage: Eukaryota; Metazoa; Chordata; Mammalia; Artiodactyla; Cervidae
Source: the annotation of a GenBank genome assembly